AUGGCCAGAGGCGGUGUUUCCGAACCCAGAGGUGCUCCAUUCUAUGGAGUGACAUGCGGUCAAUUCCUCUACUAUUGUCGUCGAUACUCGCGCGACAAGUGGCAUAUCAAGGCGCUGGUCGAGUAUAGUCUGUCCCUAUUAUGCCUAUCACAUCUGGCACUGUGGGUCUUAAAUGCUACAUACAGCUACGAAGAUAUUCAUAUUAUGACAUUCGUCUGGUCAGUACUUGCAAACACGUGGUAUCGGCCAGUCAUCGUUGUUGCCACGAUUUUCGGGUUUUCUGAUUUGUCUGGAAAUGAGGUCCUCCUUGCAGUCAUGUCAUGUGGUGUGCCAUUUAUGUUUCCCUUUGCAUUCAUAUCUCUUAUCUAUCUGUUUUGGGUCAGCAUCUGGGUUUGCACGGAGAGGUUGCUCAACAGGCUUACGUUCAUCAUAGUGAACCGCGCGCUCAUGACUACAAUUCUACAACUCGGGCAAUUCAUCACUUAUUGCGCUUUCUUCCCGGACGUUUUCGUAUGGAUCAUCUUUCAUUCAGCUGCCGCGAAAGGUAUGUAUGCCGUUUCUUGUCUCCAACUUGUCUGA
This is a messenger RNA of Postia placenta MAD-698-R-SB12, 579 nucleotides long. RefSeq lists its product as hypothetical. The transcript is spliced from 8 exons. NCBI's taxonomy places the organism in Eukaryota, Fungi, Basidiomycota, Agaricomycetes, Polyporales, Adustoporiaceae. Bases 1 to 579 code for a protein of 192 amino acids. The record is from RefSeq and is a predicted model, not a curated record.